Molecule: messenger RNA, 2423 nt
Organism: Prosopis cineraria
Lineage: Eukaryota; Viridiplantae; Streptophyta; Magnoliopsida; Fabales; Fabaceae
Product: sugar transporter ERD6-like 6
Exons: 18
Coding region: 731-2194 (487 amino acids)
Biological process (GO): carbohydrate transport; transmembrane transport
Cellular component (GO): membrane
Molecular function (GO): sugar transmembrane transporter activity
Source: RefSeq, a predicted model, not a curated record
GUAGCGAAUCCAUCUGACAAACAUCUUUCAUCGUCUCAAAGCACCUGGCGGCGGGCACCGACUCCACUGGAUGGUGAACACAGCCACCCCCUAUCACAAAAUUUAGAUUUCGAUCUUUUAAAGUUAUUCAUUAGAUAAGUUAGACGGACUCAGAGCAAGAUCAUAAGUAACAUGAGCAAUUUUAAUUUUUUUUACAUAUCCAUCUAUUUUCUCCAGCUUAAUAAAAUUCGGAUUCCAUCAUCUGCACGUUUCAAACUCUCAAAUAUUCUAAUGAUAUUGUUUGCUGGAUUCAGUUUUCAAAGUCGCAUCCAAAUUCUUUGUCCAGAAAAAGCAUGUUAAAUCCUCAAUCAAUAGUACAUAAAUCAAGAAGCAAACAUCCACGUCAAAAAUUAUUGCGGUAAGAUAAAUCCUAGCACAAUAAUAGAGUAUUGACAGAACAACAAUGAAUGGCGGAAACGAUAACGAAAAAUAGGGGGGAAAGUACUGUCAUGAAAUCCAGUCUGACACAAUUUUGACGGCGAGCUGUACUUGGUAGAAUUAUUACUGAAAUCCUUGGGAAGUACAAAAGAUCAAUUCACACUUAUAUAUCGCUGUCUUCCCGUCCCCUCAAAACUUCGGAACUUCGGCAGAAUUACAGUUAUCUAUCACUCACCCACUUGGAUCUCUGGAAAAUUAUCAUUCAAGUUCAAUCCACAACUUCGACUUCGCUUGAGGUUCUGAGAUUGCCGUGAUGAGCUUCAGAGACGAUAAUGAGGAUGGGAGGGAUCUUAGGAAGCCCUUCCUUCAAACUGGAAGCUGGUACAGGAUGGGCUCGAGGCAGUCCAGCAUCAUGGGCUCCUCAGCUCAGGUCAUACGAGAUGGGUCUGUCUCCGUUCUCUUCUGCGUCCUCGUCGCCGCCUUGGGUCCUAUUCAAUUCGGUUUUACGUGUGGGUACUCUUCUCCUACUCAAGAGAGCAUAAUCAGCGAUCUGAACCUCUCCGUCUCGGAGUUUUCUCUGUUUGGGUCUUUAUCAAACGUGGGUGCGAUGGUGGGAGCAAUAACCAGCGGUCAAAUGUCAGAGUACAUUGGGCGUAAAGGGUCACUAAUGGUUGCCGCAAUCCCCAACAUAAUAGGAUGGCUUGCCAUUUCUUUCGCGAAAGACUCAUCUUUUUUAUUCAUGGGGCGGUUAUUGGAAGGAUUUGGCGUUGGGAUAAUUUCUUACGUGGUACCUGUUUAUAUUGCUGAGAUAUCACCUCAAAACAUGAGAGGUAGCCUUGGAUCAGUUAACCAGCUCUCCGUCACAAUUGGAAUACUGCUGGCUUAUCUGUUCGGCCUUUUUGUGAACUGGAGGUUGCUUGCAGUUCUAGGAAUUCUACCAUGUACGGUGCUAAUUCCUGGGCUAUUCUUUAUACCAGAAUCUCCCAGAUGGCUGGCCAAGAUGGGGAUGACAGAAGAGUUUGAGACUUCCUUGCAAGUUUUACGGGGAUUUGACACUGAUAUCUCUGUUGAAGUGCACGAAAUCAAGCGAUCUGUGGCAUCAACAGGAAAAAGAGUUACAAUUCGAUUUGCAGAUCUCAAGAGAAAAAGAUACUGGUUUCCUUUGAUGAUAGGAAUUGGAUUACUUGUCCUCCAGCAAUUGAGUGGUAUUAAUGGAGUUUUGUUCUAUUCAAGUACCAUCUUUUCAAAUGCAGGAAUUUCAUCCAGCAAGACUGCUACAGUUGGUCUUGGAGCUGUUCAGGUUUUGGUGACUGCAAUCGCAGCUUGGUUGGCGGACAAAACUGGCCGGAGGGCUCUCUUAAUAAUAUCCUCCUCUUUAAUGACAUUUAGCCUCAUCCUUGUUGCUAUAGCAUUCUAUUUGGAGGCUGUCGUAUCAGAGGGGUCUAAUCUAUACAGCAUUUGGGAAAUAAUCUCGGUGGUUGGGCUUGUGGCAAUGGUGGCUGGCUUCUCUAUAGGGCUUGGACCAAUUCCUUGGCUUAUAAUGGCUGAGAUACUUCCAGUGAAUAUAAAAGGCCUAGCUGGCAGUGGAGCCACCUUGUUGAAUUGGUUUACUUCUUGGGGGAUCACAAUGACUGCAAACUUGCUUUUAUCUUGGAGCAGUGGAGGAACAUUCACGAUCUAUGCGGUAGUAGGGGCCUUUACCAUUGUUUUUGUAGCAAUUUGGGUCCCUGAGACCAAGGGGAGAACUUUGGAAGAAAUUCAGUCAUCCUUUAGAUGAUCUUGUUCCAAGCGCACUUGUUUCAACAGACCAUUAUACCAAAUAUCUUCUGUUGUUUUAUCAAUUCUAUUUAUAUUCCUAUGUAUUGGUUGAUGUGUCAUUUUCUUUUUCACUGCAUGCACGAGCUGAGUUGGAUCUGAAUUCAAAACACAUGUAGAAGUUUCUUUCUUCGCAAAUAAACAAAGCAGUCAGUUGAGAUUAUUAAUUGCAGAUAAUCGAUUUUUAUCUU